GCUGACGCUGCGGCGUCGACGGCGGCGGCGACUGUGGCUGGGGUCGGGGUCUGCACGGUUGCCAUGGCAGCCCCUGGCGGAGGCCCGGGACUGGGGGCCGGAGCCGAGGCGUGGGAGGCGCGGGCUGAGGGCGGCGCGGGGCCCGAGGGCAGCUUCUCAUUCGGCGGGUUCGCCGCGGUGCUGGGCGGCCUGGGCCCUGCGGCCCAGACCCCGGCGUCCGCGCCGCUGCGGCUCCUGCACGAGCUGUGGCAGCGCGACCCCGGCCCCAACCCGGGCGAUGAGCGUAGCGGUAAGCUGCGGCCCAGCCGAUUGCGGCGUGCAGCUAGGCCCCAUCGUCGCCUGGGGCCCACCGGCCGAGAAGUGCACGCUCUGAAAAGACUUCGGGAAGCUGCCAAUGCCAAUGACUUAGAAACAGUGCAGCAGUUGCUGGAAGAUGGGGUUGAUCCGUGCACAGCAGAUGACAAAGGCCGAACAGCUCUACACUUUGCAUCCUGUAACGGCAAUGACCAGAUUGUGCAGCUGCUCCUGGACCACGGGGCUGAUCCAAACCAGAGAGAUGGGCUGGGGAACACUCCUCUGCAUUUGGCUGCCUGCACUAACCAUGUUCCUGUCAUCACCACGCUGCUCCGAGGAGGGGCCCGGGUGGAUGCCCUAGACCGAGCUGGCAGGACCCCCUUGCACCUUGCCAAGUCAAAGCUGAAUAUUCUGCAGGAGGGGCACUCUCAGUGCUUGGAGGCUGUCCGGCUGGAGGUGAAGCAGAUAAUUCAGAUGCUCAGAGAGUACUUGGAACGCCUGGGCCAGCAUGAGCAACGGGAUCGUCUGGAUGACCUUUGUAGCCGUCUCCAAAUGACAAGCACCAAAGAGCAGGUGGAUGAGGUGACAGACCUCUUGGCAAGUUUCACGUCGCUUAGCCUGCAAAUGCAGAAGCUGGAAAAGAGGUAGCCCCAGAAGGUGGGCCCUCCCCAGAGUUCCUGUCACAGCCUUUGCCCAGCCUCCCUCAUCCCCAUCUCCAGAAGGGAAGAUGCCAGCCUGUCUUGCUGCCAUGGACCUCCUUGUCUCCCCUAGAGGAACAUGGUGCCCUGAGUGGUCCUUCUUCAGAGCCUCUUCAUGGAGCCUUCUUUGUCCUCCAUCACCCAGAGCCCCAUCCCCACUCCUGCCCUCCCUGCUGAUGGAUGGGCCUAACCCUCCUCCCACCAUUCUCUGUUCAACAGUAAAGGUUCCAGUUCAUCUCGGAGGCUUG
Messenger RNA from Gracilinanus agilis (Agile Gracile Mouse Opossum), 1240 nucleotides. It is a transcript of the gene ANKRD54, whose product is annotated as ankyrin repeat domain 54. Bases 64 to 942 code for a protein of 292 amino acids. The record is from RefSeq and is a predicted model, not a curated record. Lineage: Eukaryota; Metazoa; Chordata; Mammalia; Didelphimorphia; Didelphidae. The transcript is spliced from 9 exons. Gene Ontology annotation, biological process: regulation of protein kinase activity; regulation of intracellular signal transduction. Gene Ontology annotation, cellular component: nucleus; cytoplasm. Gene Ontology annotation, molecular function: protein kinase regulator activity; protein binding.